Molecule: messenger RNA, 547 nt
Organism: Drosophila willistoni
Lineage: Eukaryota; Metazoa; Arthropoda; Insecta; Diptera; Drosophilidae
Gene: Lamtor5
Exons: 4
Coding region: 108-413 (101 amino acids)
Biological process (GO): positive regulation of TORC1 signaling; cellular response to amino acid stimulus
Cellular component (GO): Ragulator complex; cytoplasm; lysosome
Molecular function (GO): guanyl-nucleotide exchange factor activity
Source: RefSeq, a predicted model, not a curated record
UUGGUCACACUAAUUUUGGGGUUUGUUUUGAUUUUGUGGACUUGCAAUCUUUUGUCUUUGUUAAAUAAAUUAAAAGAUUUGUUGAAUUCAAUUAAUUGUGUUUUCUCAUGGAGCAGCAGCUAGAAAAAGUUCUCACUGAAAUAGUCUCCCAGCCAGACACGGUGGGUGCUCUAGUGACGAAUCGUCAGGGCUUGUGCUUAGCGGCCAAGGGUAAAAUAAAUCCAAAUGUAUCUGGCAUUGGUAUGGCCAUUUCGGAGCAGGUGGCCCAAUUGGAACCAAAUAACCCAAAACCUGCAACCAUUUGUCUAUAUAGUGGGAAUAAACGCUGCAUCAUUCAAAAGAAUCAUGAUCUGACGGGCGUAAUCUUUAAACAAAUACCAGGAGCCUCAAUCUCUGCAUCGGCAAUGCAGUGAUCCAUGUCAUCAUUAUCUUCGUUACAUACAUACAUAUAUCUUCCAGCAGGCGAGAACACAGCUUUCGGGGGUAUCUCCAUUGAGCUGGAGAUGCCCUCACAUACAUAUAUAUAUAUAUAUUUAGAUUUGCCAUA